AUAAUUUUGCAAUCUACAUUAAAAAAAAUGAAUUUUUUUAAAAUCUUACACAACAAAAACCUAGCCAUAUAUAAUACACUGUUCCGUAAUCGGUAAAACAGAUUCUUCUAAAAUAUUCAAAUAUUUGUCCGUCUUUACAAUUCCAUCGAUAAAAUGUUACUUUCCCACACCUUUAGACGACAUGCUGCCCCAGAUCAUGACAGAUGCAGGAAAUUUGACUUUUCUCUUGAGACAGUCGGUAUGUUUCUGUCUCUAACACACACUUCAAAUCUGGACUCAUCACUCUAUUGUAUUGAAUCCCAUUGCGAGUCAAAUUUUUGGGCAGAAGUGGCGGGAGGAAUAAAAUAAGGAAAUUCUUUAAUGAAGUCAGUCAGAAAAAGUGCAAGUGUUUGAGUAACACUGCCUAUGAGAAAUGAAGCAGGUUAACUUAUAAUGAUAGAAACGGAAAUCGUCGAACGAUGGAAGGAAUACUUUCGGAAUUUACUAAAUAUUGAAAGUGAGACGGAGGAAGCAGAUAUUAAGUUUCAUUCUGCAGAUAUCGAAAUACCAGCAGCAACACUUGAGGAAGUAAAGAAUGCGAUCGCGUCUCUAAAAGACCAUAAACCACCAGGAAAUGAUGACAUAAAUGGAGAGUUGUUAAAAAAAGGAGGAAACCUUUUACACCAAAAAUUGUAUAACAUCAUUCUGAGAGUAUGGCAGCAACAGAAAAUGCCUAGAGAAUGGAAUGGAAGCGUUAUAAUUCCCAUAUAUAUGAGGGAAACCGACCGAGAAAAGAUGGAAGAAUGAUGUUGAAGUCGAUUUAUCUAGUAUUGGAGUACAACAAUGGGAAAUAGAAGCCCAAGAUCGUAGAGGAUGGAGAGCGAUAGUGUAAGCGGCGAAGACUCAUCUCGAGUUGGAAAACCAGUGAAGAAGAAACAUCUUAAGACUUUCACUAACCUAUAAACCUUCCUUAGAAUAAGCCUAAGACUAUAAACCUUCAAAAGAAGAAUUUUAUUACGAAACGGUAUUUAUAUUUAUCCAGUAUAUCAAAACAAGCAGGAUACGUAUUUUAGACAGCUAAAUAAAAUAAACAAAUAGUUUGUCACAAUCACGUUUAACGGCACUGCUACAUAUGAGCAACAGUUUCAUGCGUAGCAGCGCCAUCUCUAACCUACAACGAGAACUUUUUGUCCUGUCCUCGUACAAUGUGUCAACCGUUGGUGUUCUGGUUAAAAUUGAAAAAGAGUAAAUUAUUUUAAUAAAUUUGGUAGUAGGUAUUGUGCAAAUCUCACCUAUUGAUGGUUUUUAGUCAUCUUUAGUACACAUAGUUAUUUAUCUUUUUAUCUUACCAUGAUUUGUAGGUCCUUUUGCUAACUUAUUGGCUAAUAUUGGCUUAAUCUUGAUUAUGAAACUUCCUUCCUUAUUUAUUACACAUUAAUCAUGUACAAAGAAACCUUAUGUGCUUCUCGAAUACAUAUAAUAGAGUAUUGCGUAAUUCGUUGUCAAAAGCCUUUUCUAAAUCUCGGAAUAUUGACGCACAUAUUUUAUUUAUUUUUAAAGUCUCCACUGUCGUGGAAUGUGAGUGUUACUCUAGCAUUUCUAUUCUCUUGUACGGCAGGUUUUAU
Messenger RNA from Diabrotica balteata, 1604 nucleotides. The record is from the annotation of a GenBank genome assembly. NCBI's taxonomy places the organism in Eukaryota, Metazoa, Arthropoda, Insecta, Coleoptera, Chrysomelidae.